This is a messenger RNA of Neolamprologus brichardi, 4266 nucleotides long. It is a transcript of the gene mei1, whose product is annotated as meiotic double-stranded break formation protein 1. Lineage: Eukaryota; Metazoa; Chordata; Actinopteri; Cichliformes; Cichlidae. Gene Ontology annotation, biological process: meiosis I. The record is from RefSeq and is a predicted model, not a curated record.
GGGGUUUUGACUUUAGCCAUCAUUUCUGCACAGUUCCGGUCUGAUAUAUAUUGUUAGCAAAGGCAAAACAAAUAGGAUGACAAGCAGGGACAUAGUUUGCAAGAAGAUCCACUUCAGACAUGACCCAAAGUGGAGUAGGCGCCUUGGGCCUGUGGAGGGAGGCGGGCUGCUGCUCUGUGUGGCCUGCCUCAUUGAAAUGAUUGACGAUGAAGACAUAGCAUCUGUGAGGAAGUCUUCUGCCUUGUCCAGUGUAAGUGGAGUGCUGAAGUGUUCUCCGGGGGCUUUGAGAGAGCUGCUCCAACAAGACCACAGAGUCUGUCUGCAUUUUACAGCCAAACUAUUGGGGAUGCUUCAAACUGCAGAGGACCCUGUAACUCUGGAGAAGGUUGACCAAGUGCUGGUUCAGCUACUCCUGGAGCUCCAGAGCGAGCUGUCAUUUCGCUUCGUUUUGGAUGAGAUACACAAACAGCUUAGUGAGCAGCUCAGUGUGAAGCAUUUCCUGCCUACAUUCAGCUUCUUGGGUAACCUAAUAAAAGCUGCCCCUACUGUGUCCCAGAGCCUUGUGACUCAUUAUGUGCCCCUGUUAGACCGCCUGUGCUCAGCGCUGCUUUUCCCAGACGAAGCACUGAAGGGUGCAGUGGUGUAUGUGUGGCUCCAACUGCUUGGAGCUCCUGGGGGCUCAGCAGCCCAGUCCUUGCCUUCUGCUGUUAGGGACAGAGUGUGUAAUGUGUUGCUGAAAACAUUAGCCAAUGCCAGCUCCCCACAGCUCCUCAGAGAUUGUGUCGGCCUGCUGUCACAGCUUGUGCAUCUGGCUGAUGCUGUGUCAGUUCUGAUGAACAGCCUGAGCUGUCAGGUCAUGUGCGAUGAGAACGAGGACAUCCUCGCCAACAACAGCCAGAGCCUCAGCCAAAACCAAGACCAACAGCCCCCUGACCACUGCCUUCUGCCUCUCAUACUGAAAAAGUUGCUUCUGAGUGGCGAUGAGAACUUGCAGGUAACCAGUGCAAAGUGUAUUGCAUCUGUUCUGGUUCAUUCCCCCAGUCAGUACAGUGCUCCCUUCAUCAACGCUGACGUACCUGAGUUUCUGUUUGACCGUCUGGCCUGUAGUAGCAACGAGGUGCUGCUGUGGUCUGCCUACAGCUGCUUGCUGCUACUAACUGAGGAGCCCCUCUUUUUCUCCCAGUGUCACUCUGUUUACGGUAUGGAGUCCUUGGUGCGCAGUCUGAAGGAGUCUUUGCAGCUGACCAACCUGGAAGUGCCAAAACAAGGGUUGCUGCUCCUCAGAGAAAUACUGGAGAGACAACCUGCAAGUGUGCGUCUGUUCCCCAGUGGUGCAGGGUUUGUGGCAGUUUCAGAGGUCCUGGUUGGUGGAGUCUCCUCCUCCUGCCUGCUGGUAGCCACACAGGCAGCCAGCGUUACCUCUGCCUUGUUCAGACUCGACCACCAGUCCAGACCAGUCCAGUACGAGGCAAUAAUCAAGUUGAUAGAGGCCAUCACCAACAGAUUUGUCAACCUAACGCUGCCCUCCCCCGCUCAUCUGCGAAGCUCUGGGAGAAUGAAGAGGUCAGAUCCCAGCAGCCAGGCUUUGAGGUCUGAAAGAUUUCUGCUCCAGUCCCUGGUCUGUUUUCAGUCUGCCUGCAGGCUGGCUGAGGAGUGUGCAUCAGACCCUGUUUUGAAGGAGAACACAUUUACAGCUCCAUACAAGCACAGCGGUGCUCAGGACUCUCUAGAGUCUCUGUGUCAAUGCCUGCUCCGCUGCUGUGACGCUGUCUGGAUACCCACUGUUAUAAGGAUGUGUGAGCGUGCACCCAGUGCCCCCAUACUGCAGAACUUCUACUCUAUCCUAUCUUCCCAGUUCACCCUGCUUCCAUCUCUCAUGCCUGCCUUUGCAAAUAAGCUCGCGUCCUCUGGUUUCUACAGACUGGCUGUGGAACACAAAGGCCUCCUCUGUGCAGGAAACAGGAACCCAAAUCUGAAUGCAUCUUGCUGUGGUUUUCUACAGAAACUCAGUAUGUGUCUUCUCUCCCCGUCAGACCUUCCUUCUGGCUCCCACCAGCACGAUCUGAAGGAGGUGGAAAAUCUACUGCUGCACAACCUUCCCUCUUUGUGUUAUCGCCUGUCUGAGUGGCCCUCUGUGCUGUGUGAAUAUCAAGGACCACAGGCUCCGAAAUACUGCCUGGUGAUAGUGCUGUACCUCGCCCUGCAGCAAGGAGACAGGCUCCUCCCUGACCAGAUAGUCUUCUCCAAUGUUGUGUGGCUGUUGCGCUCUGUGCAGGAGCAGGGCUGUGUCCUGCCUCACUCUGUGCUCCGCUCUGCCCUCUACCUGCUGGCACUGACACAGGACAAGAGCCCCUCACUCGAUGGGGCUUCUUUGAAUUGCAUCAGCAAGGCACUCUCCUCCUGCCAAAGCUUCUCUUCGCUCUACUUUCACCAUGCUGCGCUGAUCCACUUCAUGUGUCGAUACCCAGAGCUGGCAGAGAAAUUUGCCGCCGUGGUCUUGGAGCUGUGGUUGACCAAGGAACAGGACACAAACACAGGGCUUACCCCGGCAGACACACAGGAGGAGAAAGAAAGCUGUGCAGAUGAGAGGUCGGAUCAGAAGACAGACACAGAAACCAUGGAGCUGCUGUCUGUGAUGGAGAAGUACCCAGCUGUCAUACUGACCCUCCUGGACAUGGUUUGCACCAGAGAGGCUCCUCUAGCUGAGCGAGUGUUGGGUGUACUAGAAGUUCUUCUGGGAGGUCAAAGAGGCUACAACAUAAACCUGUGUACAAAGCUAAGACCAGCCUUGCUCCAGGCUCUACAGCGGGUCAGUGUGGUGAACACAGACCAUUGGUUUGAACAGGAAUACUCUGCACAGGUGAACUCCCUCCCUCUGGUGCUGAAGCUGCUUUGUGUGACGCAGGCCAGUGAUCCACCUUCAUCUCCCCAUUACAGUAAUAUGGAAGGAGUGCACUUCAAACUGCUAUACCAUGUGAGUAACAUAGCAGGGAGGUUGAAGCCUAUAAAAACAGAGAGCCUGCUGCCUGCCAUCAGCUACCUGUACUGCUGCCUGAGCCUGUCCCCUGCACACUGCACUGACAGAGCUGUCUCCAUGCUGCUCUCUAACAGCGGGCUGAUGGACCAGCUGCAGACAGUCUUCUCCUCCUCCUCCUCCUCCUCCUCCUCUUCCUCUGCCACAUCCCUCUCUCCAUCAGCCUGUCCUCCUUUGGCCCUGCUGUGCUGCUGCCAUCUACUCCUGUCCUCCCUCAUUACCUUGCAGCGUGUUCACUCCACUCAGGUCCGUAAGAGCAUCACUUGGAGUCUGGACACAGCUGUGCAGCGACUCCUUACUCAGAAGAGAAACACAGACAGUCUCCUGCUGAUCAGCUACCUGAGGCUGCUGCAGGUUCUGCUUGAUACUGACCUGGCAUCGGAAGUUGUGUGUCUGACUUCUGGUCCUGGCUUGGUUGGGCUCAGACCUCUUGGGGUUGAAGACGGUGCUUUGUACCCACUUGGCUCCAGAGGGGCGCAGUGCCUCUCAAUUGCUCUCAGUGGACUCCUUCUGCAGAAGCACGAGUUGCUGUUGCGAGCCUCAGUCAACUGUCUGAGCUCCCUGCUGGGCUUCCUUCAGAGAAAGAGUCCCGCUACAGCCAAGCAUGUGGUGUGUCAGCCAUGGAGUCGAUUCCUCCUCCACAGCCUGCUCAGCUCAGGACAGAGCUGCCUUCUGCACCCUGCCAUUCUCAGAUUCAUCAUACUUCUGCUGCAGGACAGCGGGACACCAGUGCUGCGGGAGCCUGACCUGCUCCAGGUGAUGGAGGGAGUGGAGAGGAGGGGGGUGAAGGAGCUCAGCAAGGAAGCAGAAGAGGCCUUGAGGCUGCUGCUGACACAGAUCCAGAGCAGAGACCUUCUACCCAGAGAGGAACACAAGCAGAAAGUGAAGAACAUGAUAGAGGAACUCGGAGAGUCCGAUGAGAGCUGCAGACACAGUCAGUCCCACGAUGUCCUACAUGUUGGAGACGUGCCCCUCUGCCUGUCUGACUUUGUGCUUUAGACAGGACGUCGAUUUUGAAAGUUCUUCACCUUGCUCAUUUGUUGCUUCCGUUUGUUUGACUGUUUCUGUUGUGCUCCUAAAACAAUACAACCUGUAGUUUCACAGCGUCCUAGCAAUCUGACUGACUGCAUGCAUUUGUUCAUAGAAGCUAGUUCAUAUUUGCAGCAGUGUUAAAGAAAACGAACAUCUUGAAUUAUAAGUGCAUCAAUAAAUCACUUGUUUUUGUUACAGGC